CUCUCCUGUCGCUUUGGCAGCGGAUCACGUUGCCCGAACGUGUUGACGAUGAGCCCGAUAGUCGGGAGGGAAGGCCAAACUUCUGCCCUCGCCUUUUGCGAAUCCCUUUCCUCUGGAAACCGACCGUGUGUAGCGAAGUCGUGGUAAGGCGAAUUUAGACAUACGCGUGCCGCCUGCGAGACGUGUGUCAAUCGGCCCCGGAUCAACCAACAAUCUGGUCAACAUGAAAUUGAAGUAACGAAAAGAAAAGAAGAACUUCAACGUACGCACAGUACAAGGGUAGCGAAUUGGUUCAGUCAAUAACUUUACCGUAGUUCUCGAAAUUAGAACUGCUACGAGGUUGGACACCACGAUGGUUUGGUUCCGGAGAGCGGAUGCAUCAACAGGCGUCGCGCUGCCUCUAGCACUCGCACUGCUGGUGGGCUCCUGUGCGACGUUGUGCGACGGCAAGACUGAAGGGAGUCCUUUCGCUGCAUCUACCGAAGAGCCCGAAGUUAAGUAUUUGGAUACGCUCAAGGAAUGGAUCGCAAAGGCCAUGGAUCGGGCCCCGCGCGACGUCAUGCGCAAGGUCCUGGCAGCAAACAUCUCGGUCGAAUGCAGUCUUGGACUCCUCAAGCUUGUGCGCGGAGUUCGCAACCUGGAACCGUGGGUUCUACGACUGUUGGAUUCGACGGGCAAGUACCCCACUGGUGCCCUCCAGGUUUCACGAACGGACCUGGGUGCCUUCGACGAGUGCGUCGAAACCGUGGUGUUGAAUAACUACGGGCAUGAGACGGUACGCGGACAGUACUGCAACCUGCAACUUUACGCGGGGAACAGGAGCGACCUGGACGACCGAAUCAUGGCGGCUGUGGCUCUCAGGCACCCUAGGAUUGGACGAUUCAGGCAGCAUGCUAAGGAGCGGCGCAUACCAUUCGUGCGCAUUGGAAUUUGCGUGAUGAACGCAUGCAAUGAGCAAGAAAUGGAAGCGCUUAUGAGGGCGGUGCUUCCUCCUUCAAUUCACGUCACCAUAUCAGAUUGCGUUACGGAAAUUUCUCCUGGCGUGACAAAAGCGCAACUUAUUAUCGGUGGAUUUUUAGCGUUUCUGACGGCGAUGAUUGCGAUUGGCACAGCAGUAGACGUCCGAAGCACAAGAGGGCUCCGCAAAAACACAAAGCCGAACAUUUUGGUCACUGCUGUGAGAUGUUUCUCCGUGGUGGCUAACACUCGUACCAUAUUUAAAACAUCGAGAGAAGAAGCCUCUCAAGAUUGCAGCCAGGGAUUUCUGCAUGGCUUGAGGUUCAUCAGUCUCAUCUGGGUAGUCGUGGGACACUGCUACGUUUCAAACUCGCACGUGUGGUCCCGUAUGGUCAACGUAGUAUUAUACGCCGAUGGCUGGACAAGUGUGUUCGCAGGAUUGGGAAGCAUCGGCUUCGACAGUCUCUUCUUUCUGACUGGAUUUGUUCUAGCUUUAACCGUGUGCCAACACAAGGGGACAAGAGUUACCGUUUUUCUUUUUGAAGUAACAAAGAAAUAUAUCAGGACAACGGUGCCCAUGUUCUUUGUUAUAAUGUGCCUGUACCUGCUGCCACUCCUCGCGACGGGACCAAAUGCGAAAGAGUACUUCACGAAGAUCCAUGAUGACUUGACUAAGCACUGGCUAUUCCUACUGCUUCAAGUGCAAAAUUAUGCUUUCACCGCGGACCCCAUUGUCCCACCAUUUGUGUAUUUGUGGUACGUGUCCCUGGAUUUCCAGUUCUUCCUUUUGUGUCUACCGAUACUACUUCUGGUGAAAAAUAGACCCAGGCUUGCCGUGGUCGUCUUCUCCCUCCUCUCAUUGGUGGGCUGCUCCGUGGCGACGUGGCAAGUGGCUGGGAACGAAAUGACACCCUUCGUCGUGCCUCUCACCGAAGUACCUUUGACUUUCCUGAGGACUCGUUCCUACUACUUUUUCUACCCAUACUACCAUGCCGUGUGCUGCUUCAGUGGGUGUUUAACAUAUUUCGUUGCAGCGAUGUUCAGGGAAAGGAAAAUACCCGAGGCUUUGCAAAAGGUCGCAUGGUGCUUCGCCAUUGCCAGCGGCUUGUGCUGCGUUUGCAUUAAGGGACCUUGGUACCGAACCUCAGCUCCGACUACCGAAUUCGGCAAGCUGUGCACGGCGUUCUUCGACCGCAUCCUGUGGUCCGUGUUCCUCGCCUGGGUGACUCUCGCUUGUGCCACGGGACGGGGAGGCUUCGUGGCAUCGUCUCUCUCUUGGCGUGCCCUCCGUCCCCUCAGCAGGCUGGCCUUCGGCAUGUACAUUGUCCACAUGCCGUUCAUGCAGUUUACUCUGCACAUUUCGAGAGAAAGAAUGUUCUUCUCGCACUUCUUUAUCGUUUCCUUCGCCAUGGUUGUGCUCACCUGGGGCUUUCUUUUCACCUACUUGCUGUAUGUGUACUGCGAGGCGCCAGCAUGCAGAAUUAUAGAACUCCUCUUCAGAGCUCGGUGCGUGACGAGUGACAGUGCGGCCGGUGACGAGCUGCCGAUCGUCUUCGGGUCCGAAGAAAAACUGCCACACAUCGGCUCAACAUUCCGCGGCGCUGAAAAAGACACUGCAAAAAAGGGCAUCGACACCAUAAGUCCAUUCGACGGUUUUCAACGUGGCAAUAGUAGCCUCGUAAGCUGUCAUCUAUGAUUUCGUUUUCAGCAGUGGAAUUCCUACCCGUGAAUGCUCAAGAAUCCAUUAUGUACAAAUGACCCGAUGAGAUAUGACCCUAAUAAAUAUCGUGUAAUUUCAAA
Rhipicephalus sanguineus (brown dog tick) is the source of this 2757-nucleotide messenger RNA. RefSeq names its product nose resistant to fluoxetine protein 6. Gene Ontology annotation, molecular function: acyltransferase activity, transferring groups other than amino-acyl groups. The record is from RefSeq and is a predicted model, not a curated record. Bases 353 to 2653 code for a protein of 766 amino acids. NCBI's taxonomy places the organism in Eukaryota, Metazoa, Arthropoda, Arachnida, Ixodida, Ixodidae. The transcript is spliced from 15 exons.